GCAGGGGGUGGAGGACGGGCCGGGGAAGCCGCCGCCCUCGCCCCCCAGGACGGGGAAGACCCGGGGCUUGGUCCUGGUGGCGGCCGAUGAGCCCUGAAAGCCGAUUGUUCGCCCUGUUCCUCUGGGUCCCUGGGCAGCCCCCCAGCCCCCUGUCCCCGGGGAGUCUCCAGGUGACCUGACCCCGCGGAAGGGUUUUUCCUGGAAAAGUUGUGCCACUUUCCCGGGUCGCACAUGGUAUUGGUGCCGGCGGGGCAGAGCUCCUGGGAGGCCCUCCCCGACCCCCGAGGCCCGGACUCCGGGAAGAGCACCUUCCUCCCGGUGAUCCGCCGGUCGGUCCCCUCGGUUUGCCAAGGCAUGGGCUCGGGACGGUGCUGACCUCCUCCCCGGCAUGGACGACUGGAAGCCCAGCCCCCUCGCCAAGCCCUUUGGGGCGCGCAAGAAGAGGAGCUGGUAUCUCACCUGGAAGUAUAAGCUGACCAACCAGCGGGCCUUGCGGAGAUGCUGUCAGACAGGGGCUGUGCUUUUCCUACUGGUGACUGUCAUUGUCAACAUCAAGUUGAUCCUGGACACACGGCGAGCAAUCAGGGAGGCCAAUGAAGACCCGGAGCCGGAGCAAGACUAUGAUGAGGCCCUGGGCCGAUUGGAGCCCCCACGGCGCAGAGGCAGCGGACCCCGAAGGGUCCUGGAUGUGGAGGUCUAUUCAAGCCGCAGCAAAGUAUAUGUGGCCGUGGAUGGCACUACGGUACUGGAGGAUGAGGCCCGGGAGCAGGGCCGGGGUAUCCACGUCAUCGUCCUCAACCAGGCCACGGGCCAUGUGAUGGCAAAGCGUGUGUUUGACACGUACUCACCUCAUGAGGAUGAGGCCAUGGUUCUGUUCCUCAACAUGGUGGCACCCGGCAGAGUGCUCAUCUGCACCGUCAAGGACGAGGGCUCCUUCCAUCUCAAGGACACAGCCAAGGCUCUACUGAGGAGCUUAGGCAGCCAGGCCGGCCCUGCUCUGGGCUGGAGGGACACCUGGGCCUUCGUGGGACGAAAAGGAGGUCCUGUCCUUGGGGAGAAGCAUUCUAAGUCACCUGCCCUCUCCUCCUGGGGGGACCCAACCGCACUGGCCUCAUGCCCCCAUCCUAUUGACCCCAUCUCUCCCUCAGAGGCAGAGUGCCACUGGGCAGACACAGAGCUAAAGGGCUAUGGGAGUGUGUGCAGCUGCAAGGACCCCACACCCAUCGAGUUCAGCCCUGACCCACUCCCAGACAACAAGGUCCUCAAUGUUCCUGUGGCUGUCAUUGCAGGGAACCGGCCCAAUUACCUGUACAGGAUGCUGCGCUCUCUGCUCUCAGCCCAGGGAGUGUCUCCCCAGAUGAUAACCGUCUUCAUUGAUGGCUAUUAUGAGGAGCCAAUGGACGUUGUGGCGCUGUUUGGUUUGAGGGGCAUCCAGCACACUCCCAUCAGCAUCAAGAAUGCCCGUGUGUCUCAGCACUACAAGGCCAGCCUCACUGCCACUUUCAACCUGUUUCCGGAAGCCAAGUUUGCUGUGGUUUUGGAAGAAGACCUGGACAUUGCUGUGGAUUUUUUCAGCUUCCUGAGCCAGUCCAUCCACCUGCUGGAGGAGGAUGACAGCCUGUACUGUAUCUCGGCCUGGAAUGACCAGGGGUAUGAACACACGGCCGAGGACCCAGCAUUGCUGUACCGCGUGGAGACCAUGCCUGGGCUGGGCUGGGUGCUGAGGAAGUCUUUGUAUAAGGAGGAGCUCGAGCCCAAGUGGCCCACACCAGAAAAGCUCUGGGACUGGGACAUGUGGAUGCGGAUGCCUGAACAGCGCCGAGGCCGAGAGUGCAUCAUUCCGGACGUUUCCCGCUCCUACCACUUUGGCAUCGUGGGCCUCAACAUGAAUGGCUACUUCCAUGAGGCCUACUUCAAGAAGCACAAGUUCAACACAGUUCCAGGUGUCCAGCUCAGGAACGUGGACAGUCUGAAGAAGGAAGCUUAUGAAGUGGAAGUUCACCGGCUGCUUAGUGAAGCCGAGGUGUUGGACCAUAGCAAGAACCCUUGUGAAGACUCUUUCCUGCCAGACACAGAGGGCCGUACCUACGUGGCCUUUAUCCGAAUGGAGAAAGAUGAUGACUUCACCACCUGGACUCAGCUUGCCAAGUGCCUCCAUAUCUGGGACCUGGAUGUGCGUGGCAACCACCGGGGCCUGUGGAGGUUGUUCCGGAAGAAGAACCACUUUCUGGUGGUGGGGGUGCCAGCCUCCCCCUACUCGGUGAAGAAGCCACCAUCAAUCACCCCAAUUUUCCUGGAGCCGCCCCCAAAGGAGGAGGGAGCCCCAGGAGCUGCAGAACAGACAUGAGACCUCCUCCGGGACCCUGCAGGGCUGGGUACUGUGUACCCCCAGGCAGGCUAGCCCUUCACCCCAUCAUGUAGGAUUUUAUAGACACUGGCAGGGGUUGGGGCUGGUUUGUUUUUAACAUGAGACUUAAUUACUAACUUCAAGGGGAGGGUUCCCCUGUUCCAAUGCCCCUAUUUCUGAGUUGGAGGUCUAUUUAUUUACUUCCUUUUUGGGAAAGGGCAGGAUAGUUGCUGGAAUCCCUGAGCAGCCGAUCCUGCCCUUUGUAUACUCCCUCCUCCCAGGCCUGGCUCAGAAUUUAACGUAUUUAUUUACUGUCCUGAGGGCCUUGGAAACAGGGUGAAGCCUGAAGGAACUUGAUAGUUUUAUGGACUGGGGUGCUGCCCUGAGGGUGUGGCUGGCUCUUACUCAGGAAACUGCUGUUCCCAACUCCUGGACAGGCCCAGCAGGGGCCCGCCCACUGAUGCAGACGCACUCAGAGACCCUCACCCUGAACCAGGCCUCUUCUCGGCCUCAUCUUUGUCCAGGUUUCCAAAGCUGGAUAAGGUGGUCAUUGAUUAAAAAAGGAGAAAACCUCUA
This is a messenger RNA of Myotis davidii, 2923 nucleotides long. It is a transcript of the gene POMGNT1, whose product is annotated as protein O-linked mannose N-acetylglucosaminyltransferase 1 (beta 1,2-). Gene Ontology annotation, cellular component: Golgi membrane. Gene Ontology annotation, biological process: protein O-linked glycosylation via N-acetylgalactosamine. The record is from RefSeq and is a predicted model, not a curated record. Lineage: Eukaryota; Metazoa; Chordata; Mammalia; Chiroptera; Vespertilionidae. Gene Ontology annotation, molecular function: beta-1,3-galactosyl-O-glycosyl-glycoprotein beta-1,3-N-acetylglucosaminyltransferase activity.